AUGAGUAAAGCAAGAAGCUGGAAAUUUAUUUGUAAAGGUUUACCGUUUUUGGCAGUUGGUGGUUCCACUUUGUUACUCGCAUAUAAAGUACAACAAAUCAAAUUUGAAUUCGGUCCAUCCUCUUGCACACUUGCUGAUGCUGAAGAAAUUAAACAGUUUCUGAAUACGGAGGGAAUUAGCAAACAACAGGAAAGUGUAGAGACGAUUUAUCAGAAACUUGUCAAGGAAGAGGACGACAACUGGGAAAAUAUUCGAGGACCACGUGAUUCGGAAGACAAUAAAGAAUUUCUACAGUUAAAGAAACGUCGGCAAGAAGAGAGAGAAAUAGCCAAGAAGAAAUUAAAGGAACAAAGACAAAUCGCUGUUUAA
Brugia malayi is the source of this 369-nucleotide messenger RNA. RefSeq lists its product as uncharacterized. Gene Ontology annotation, biological process: mitochondrial respiratory chain complex IV assembly. NCBI's taxonomy places the organism in Eukaryota, Metazoa, Nematoda, Chromadorea, Rhabditida, Onchocercidae. The transcript is spliced from 4 exons. Bases 1 to 369 code for a protein of 122 amino acids. The record is from RefSeq and is a predicted model, not a curated record. Gene Ontology annotation, cellular component: mitochondrial inner membrane.